AUGGAUGCUCCGCAGGUCCGCGGGCGCCGGGGGCGGGGAAAGCGCCGGCUCCGCUGCGCGCUGGCCCCGCCCGGGACCGGCCGGAGCGCGGGGCCGCCCCCUUCCUCCCUCGCCGGCGCUGGGCUGAGCCGGGCGCCCAGAAACCGAGUCGGCCCCGAGCUCCCUGUUUGGUUUUUGGGUGGCGGCGGCCUGAGGAGGAACAUGGCGUUGGUGGGCAACGGAGCCGAGCUCGAGGCGGACGAGGACAUCUUUGAAGAUGCAUUGGAAACCAUCUCUAUGUUUUCUCGCACAGAUAUGGCAACAAGCAGCCGUCCCUUUGCAUCAUUUGAUACCAAACUGGCCUCUGGACGGCUCAGAUCGUCUAAUGUGAGCAGGUCAACAUCAAACAAGGUGGAUCUCAAGUGUGGCCUAGAAGAAUGUGCAGUGGCAUUGAACUUAUUUCUAAGUAACAAAUUUACAGAUGCCUUAGAAUUGCUUCGACCAUGGGCUAAGGAAAGUAUGUAUCAUGCCUUGGGCUACAGUACCAUUGUGGUGUUGCAGGCGGUCAUGACCUUCGAGCAACAGGACAUCCAAAAUGGCAUUUCUGCUAUGAAGGACGCAUUACAAACCUGCCAAAAAUACAGGAAAAAAUGCACAGUUGUAGAAUCUUUCUCAAGUCUUCUUUCUAGAGGAUCAUUGGAACAGCUGACUGAAGAGGAAAUGCAUGCCGAAAUCUGUUAUGCCGAGUGUCUCCUACAGAAAGCAGCACUCACGUUUGUGCAGGAUGAAAAUAUGAUCAACUUCAUCAAAGGUGGACUAAAAAUUAGGACGAGUUACCAAAUAUAUAAAGAAUGUCUUUCUAUUCUGCAUGUAAUUCAGAAGAACAAAGGUGAACAGCAGUUCUUCUAUGAGUUUGAAGGGGGUGUCAAGCUUGGAAUAGGUGCCUUUAAUUUGAUGCUCUCCCUUUUACCAGCACGGAUCAUCAGACUACUAGAAUUUAUAGGAUUUUCAGGAAACAGGGAGUUGGGCCUUCUGCAGUUACAGGAAGGUGCAUCAGGAAGAAGCAUGAGGUCUCCACUGUGCUGCUUAACUAUACUAGCUUUUCAUACUUACAUCUCCCUAAUACUUGGUACAGGAGAAGUGAAUGUUGUGGAAGCGGAGAACCUCCUUGCACCCUUCCUCCGGCAGUUUCCAAAUGGCUCCCUCAUGUUGUUUUAUCAUGCCCGGAUAGAGCUGCUGAAAGGGAAUGUGGAAGAGGCACAAGAGAUAUUUCGAAAAUGCAUUUCAGUUCAAGAAGAAUGGAAACAGUUUCACCAUCUCUGUUACUGGGAGCUGAUGUGGAUUUAUGUAUUCCAACAAAACUGGAUGAAGGCAUAUUAUUAUUCCGAUCUGCUUUGCAAAGAAAGUAAAUGGUCCAAGGCAACAUAUGUGUUCUUGAAAGCUGCAAUUUUGAGUAUGCUUCCAGAGGAAGAUGUAGUAGCAACUAAGGAGGAUGUAGUAACUUUAUUCAGACAGGUGGAUAGCUUGAAGCAGAGAAUUGCAGGGAAAUCUAUCCCUACUGAGAAGUUCGCUGUAAGGAAGUCUCGACGUUACUCUGCCUCGUUGCCUGCACCAGUGAAGCUCAUCGUCCCUGCCCUGGAAAUGAUGUAUGUCUGGAACGGUUUUCCAGUAGUGAGCAAGAGAAAAGACCUUUCUGAAAAUCUGUUGGUCACUGUUGAAAAGGCUGAGGUUGCUUUACAAAAUGAAAACAUAAGUGACUACUCUGUGGAUGAUGAGUGCUUGGUGAAGCUGCUGAAGGGAUGCUGUCUGAAGAACCUGCAGCGGCCCUUGCAAGCCGAACUCUGCUUCAAUCACGUCAUCCAAAGUGAAAAGCUACUGAAGUAUGACCACUACCUGGUACCAUUUACCCUGUUUGAAUUGGCCUUUUUAUACAAAAGCCAAGGGGAAAUUGAUAAGGCCAUAAAGACCCUAGAAACUGCAAGAAACAACUACAAAGAUUACUCCAUGGAGUCCAGACUACACUUCCGAAUUCAGGCAGCUCUUCACCUCUGGAAAAAAACUUCCUCCGAUUGAUCAGAACGUGAAGGAUGGAGUUUUGCCUCAGUUAGCAAUGGCAUCUGCUAUAGAUUAGACCUUGUAUUAAAGUGGAAAAUGAUCUUUUGAACGAGAGACAAAAAAUUAAUUUUAUUGUCAAUAUUUUCUAUUAUCUGUGUGGUUUACUGUUGGUCUGCGUAAAUGUGUUUUUUUUUUCAUAUGAAAUGAUGUUCAAUGUUCAGUACUAUCUAGAAAAUUCUUAUAUUUUGCCUCUCCAAAAAUAAUUUCAUAUUAGAUUUGGAGAAUGAAGAAGUAUUUUAAAGGACUCACAGGUACAAUAAAGUCUGAUUAGAUUAUUUAUUUUUUUAAUGUGGAAAUCAAUGUUUAAGUAGCAAAUGGCUUAUAAGUUGGGCCAUUUUUAGAUUUGGCUAGUAUUUGAAUUUAAUUAAGAGGGAAAAUAAAAAUCACCUACAUUCAAAACAGAUUAACAAUAACCUGAAGUCUCCUGAAUAAGACAGGUAGUGCGUGUGAAUAGGGACAGGAUAAUGUCCUUAAUGGGUUGAAGGGAACUUUAUCCAGAAAAGAUGAUGAAAUACUAGGUUUUGGGUUCUUUUUUUUUAUUCUUCACGUAAUUUAAAGAUGGUAACAUUUUUGAGUGACUAUUCUUUUUUUGAAUGUACUUAAGUCUAUUAUAAUAACAAACUUCAAAAAAGUAUCUAAAGGGAAGAAAAAGUCAUAUUUUAGAAAUUAUCCUCAACCUUAGCAAUGAAACUCUAAAAUGCAAAUGUUGAUUAUUUUUUUCUAUAGAAAACAAAGUUCCUGCUGCUUUAAAUGAUAAUGUAAAAUAUCAAUAAUUUUUAUACUCAUGAUGCUGGUGAGAUCUAGUUUUCUAAUCUGUCUAGCACUGUGAUAGUUCCUUCUAAAUAUCCGGGCUGUGCUUAGUCCUUUAUCGGGGAAACACAAUCAGGGCCAAAUGUGGAAGCAAGCCUUGUUCUGUUACUGCUUAGCAGCUGCCGGGGUAACCUUGAGGGAGAUCUCUGUUCUCUGCAUCAGCAUAUUUUCAUCAUCUGUGAAAUGGAAAAAAGAACAGAUGACUUUUCAAGGUCUCUUUCAGUUUUAUAACUGUGAGUCUGUGUAAUAGGUAUUUUCAGCAGUGUCAAACUGUUUAACGCAAACUAUCACCACAAAGUGCGUGUCUUAUUUUAUAAUUGUCUCUGCCUUCCCCUACUCCCCCCAUUUGUACAUUGUUGGGGCUAAUGGCAGGAUUGCAUCCAGGGUGAAGAGAAACCAUUCAUGGGUCCAUAAAUCAGGGCUUGGUCCCAUUUCUAUUCUAUUUUGAAGAGUAACCUAUCAUGGAAACCUCUGCCGCUGAACAGAAUAGCCUCAGAUUGGAGUCUGGAGCUCACCUCUGGUAGUCAAUAAUAAUUCCUUGAUGUGGAAUAAGUCAUUCGUUCUUUCUGUGACUCUGUUUCCCCAGUGGGGAUGGUGACAUACUGCUUGGUGCUUGUGAUGGCUCAGUUAGACAAUGCACAGAUAGCUUUUUGUAAACUGCGAAAGGCUAUGUGAAUCUAUGAGUUGCUGUAAUAAUUAGGGUUUUUAUGCACUGAUUACAAUAUCAACACAAAAAUUUUGGCUGAGUGUGUGGUCUCUGAUGUGAAAUGAAAGAAGUGCAGAAAUUCAAACACUUUUAAAUUUAUUUUUGUGUUUGGCACUGACAAUAACCCAGAUUAUGAAUUUGCUCCUUGCUGUUCAUUCCCUACUACAUGAGUCGGUACCCAGCAGGAAUUUUGGUCUUGUUUUCUUUAAGGUACUAAUUCUUGACCAAUACUGAGGGUAUGUUUCCAAAGGAAGAUGAUUAAUACAACCUGAGUUAGAGAACUAGACCUUCAGACAGCAUGGUGGGAGCUCUCACUAUGUGCUAUUAAUAUGAAUUACGUAGCUUUAUUUUAGGUCCAGACAAGAGGAAAUAAAAUGAACUGUUAUUAAAAUAUCAGCAGUGAAAUAUGUGUUAGAACUAUUUUGUAUACAAUUUGAGAAAUAGUUUAUGAAUUCCUUAGAAGAGCUUUGGUAGCAUUAUUUUUUUAAAGUAUAAACUCCCAUAUUGUUUUUGUGAGAAGCUGCAGGUCAGAGCAAAAGUCAGUAAAAACAUAUCUUUCUGGUGAAAUUUGAAAACAAUAUAAGCUAUGGUGGUUAUUCUUAUAUUGUUUUAAAUCUGCAUUACCAAACAAAUAUAAAGGAAAUUCCUAUCAUAAAGUUUUUCCUUUGUUAUUUUUUUUAUUUUGUUUUCAUUUUUACCUCCUAAUCUUUUUAUAGUUACCUGGUAAUUUGGAUACUCUAUCCAUUGACUGUUUAAUUGUUGUAAUAUCAUUAAUGCUACAAAUAAGUAUCUGUUUCCUGACCUGUUCAUGAUACCCCGGUUGCACCAGUUUCAUAUGGCACCAGCUAAUAUUGCAUUUUUGGAAUUACUUUGGAUUCAGGCUGCUUUGUGAAGAAUGAGUGUUGAAGUGACAAUAUUUUAUCUAAUGUUUUGAGGGGCAUAUGUGACGGGUUUGGACUGCCAAUGUGUCUGACAGUUUGUGCAAUUUGUGUAGUUUUUGGUAUAAUUUUCUUUUCUUUCAUUCUUUUUUUUUUUAAAUGGAGAGCCAGGGUUCUGAUUAGUGCUGUAUAAAUUUAAGACUCAAGUAGAGGUUAUGCUUUGUAGGAUCUGUAACAAGAAAGGCACUAUUUCUGCUUGAUAAUUAAUGGAAGAAUAACUACAUUGACUCUUACAUGGAUGUAUAUUUUAAUGUUUUUGUGCCUCUCCUGGAUGCAAGAAGGCCUCAAGACAAAGGAAGCUCAUUGAUUCUGUUUCAUCUAUAAGUGGGUAGAAGCUGUAGGGAGGUGAGUUUCAAAUUAAUCUGCGACAAGGAAGAUUUUUAAUCAUUGAAGCAAUCUAACAUAACUUCCUCUUUGGCAAAGUAGGCAAGUUAGCAGAACUAUGUGAUGUCAUUCUUACCUGGCCUGGGAACUUACAGUUGAACUUUGAGGUCACUCUAUGGGUCUUUGAUAAGAGCUUCAAUUUUAGUAUCUGUACUACUGAAGCAAGCACUGAAAAGGGGUUCAACUCAGUGGAUGUGUAUAAAGAAGGUUUCCCCGCUUUCAAAGAUAAGUGAGUAUUUCUUCUUUUGAAGCUACUGUAGACGUAGUUACAUUAUGAUAGGCACUAAUAGUCCCUUUGGCCAUUAUGAAUCUACUUCUCAUCCUUCUUUUAAAAUGAAUCUAUUGAUUCUUUGUCUAUUGAUAUUUUCUGGUUAAAGUUUUUCUUCCUUUAAACACUGAAAAUAAUAAUUGAAAAGGUCUUUGUGACUAACUGGAAAAAUUUCUGGCAUUACUCUAAUUCUUUGUUGAUUUUCCUUUUUACAUAUUUCUGUUUUUCUUCUAUUCUCUCUAUCUUUAUAAAUCAUAAAUUCAAAUGCAUUUAGUUAAAAUGAGUUAGUGAAAACUCUAGUGAUUGUUUAGAUGCCCUGAGAUUAUGUGAUUCAUCGGGCCUGGAAUGGAUCUUGGGAAAUUAUCUCCUCCCCCACCCAUCUUGGCUCUGGAUGGUGUUUCCUCUGCAGUCCUGCUCUGUCUGGUAUGGUGGCCACUGGCCACAUGGGACUAUCGAGCACUUGAAACAUGGCUAGUGGCCUGUGUUGGAAUGAUGCCGAGUGUCAGGAAGUGCUCACUUAUACAUGCUGCAGUUCUAUUUAAAGUAAAGGUCCCCUGAAAGCAUGUUUUCUAGAGUUCUGGCUUUUACUUACUGUCUACUAUGAUCAUUCAAUCACCAUCGUUGCAUUUUCAAUUCUGGUUUAAAUAUGUAUCUUUGAGGAUUGCUUUUUCUGUUCAACUGCUCAUAAACUUUCAUUUCAUCAUUUUAUUCUGCAGAUGAUCAAGGUCAUCUUUGAUUCUUCUCCACUCUCCCAGAGCUCCUUAAAUACUAGACUGAGACCUUAUUUUUAACAUUUUUUAGUCUUAUUUUAUAGACAUUCCUUGCUUUUCAGAUGCAACAACACAAACUAUUAGAGUUGUAGAGUGACUCACCUUGAGAUGUUAGUAGAUUUUAUGAUUAAAAUAAUAUGUGUGUGUAAUAUAUAUAUUAUAUAUAUAUAUAUAUAUAAAUAUAUAUGUAGUUUCCAUGCCCAACAUGGGGCUUGAACUCAUGACCUGAGAUCAAGACCUGAGCUGAAAUCAAGAGCCAGAUGCUUAAUUGAUUGAGCCACCCAGGUGCCCCUAAAAUAAUAUUUUCUAAGAUUAACAUUAUUCUGAAGAAUUGGCAUCCAGUGUUGAAGCAUUAAUGUUUCAGCUCAUGAAAAUUUCAGUCCAUUGACAUGACUCAGCUAUGCCUGUAUGACUAUUUAAGGAAUAUUAGGUACUGGUUACCCACUUAUAGAAUAAUUUGGCAGAUAGUUUAUUUAAAGUUAUAUAUUUUAAGCCUUUUGCUGCCUAUUACUAAUAUUUCGAAUGUGUAUGAUAUACUUAAGUGAUAUGUCUUCAUGUAAUUGACAUUUUUAUUCUCUGUAGACAUCUUUAGAUCAGAUAGGUAGUUAGAUAAAAAACAGUUUAUAAAUAUGAAGUAGACAAUGUUUUAUUUUGUUCUUUCAGAAAGAAUGCAGAUAUUUCUCCAGAUUGUCUCCCUUCCUGCAGACCAGUUAUUUAUAUAUUUUUCUUUACAUAUUAGAUUGCUUGUUUGAAACCUUGUUCCUGCUUCCCAUUGUUGAUAGCUUUGUCUUUUUUAUAUCUGCUAUUAGAUUUAGUUGUUUCAGAUUGUUGAAAUUGAAAUGUAAGGAAGGCCAUAUCAGAAUUUAUCAUGGGGGAAAAUACCUUCUCUGUGGAGCAAUUCUUGUCUGAUUUUGAUGGCGUGGAAGUCCAUUCCAAUCUGCUUAUGACUUGAAAAUUGCAGAAAGAAAUGAUGCAAGACUGUUUAGUGGAUUCAGAAGGCUGAGCAGGUUCUUGGCCUGAUCCAUCCCAAAGGGGUAGGUGGAUCCAGCUUUGGUGGAAGUCCAACCCCCAUUCUGUCCAGUUUAUAAAUGUAUCAGCACAUUAAUGCUGUAACAUGACCUUGCAUGGAAAAUUCAAAACCGCCCUCUCACUGUAUUUAAUAAAGAAUGCAUACUGAUGCCUACAGAUCAGGUAUUUAAUAGGAAAUCUCAAGGUACUUUGAAGUAUAAUACUAAGCUUUAUAAAGUAAAUCUUGUAUAUUAAUAUACAAUACACCUUGUGUGUUAAUCCAAUAGUUCUUAGAAAUACAAUUUAAAUGAUGAAUAUAUGGGAUGCUGGCAUAUCCCAGUGGGCACUUUUGUUUUAUUGCUACUUAACAUUUUCUAGUAAAUUUGUUUUAAUUAUUGGUAGUCUGACAUUAUUUAGGAAAAAAAGUUGGUCUCAGUGUAACAGAACUGAUAACCAGAGAAAUUGGAUCCAAUAAAUAUGUUAAAGAAUAUUGCUUAUCAUUUCAGUUUUAAAGAAAUUAUGUUACUUUGAAAUGCUGGAAGAUCAUCCUCAAUUUGAAGGGAUGACACUCCCUGCUUGGGAAAUCAUACAGACAUUUUUUUUUCUUUUUUCUUUUUUUUUAUAAAUUAAUUUUUAUUGGUGUUCAAUUUACCAACAUACAGAAUAACACCCAGUGCUCAUCCCGUCAAGUGUCCCCCUCCGUGCCCGUCACCCAUUCACCCCUACCCCCCGCCCUCCUCCCCUUCCACCACCCCUAGUUCAUUUCCCAGAGUUAGAAGUCUUUAUGUUCUCAUACAGACAUUUUAAUUCAUUCUUACCUUUAUUGGAAAUAAGUUUCCAGGUUAGUAAAUGCGUUUAAACAAUUUCCAUUAAUUACUUUACUUUUUACCUGAAAUGAUUUUAUUCUUCAUAGUAAACAGUUGCUUUAUAUGCAGUGAUUUGUUUUUUUAAGGAAAUGGUUUACACGAAAAGAGAGAUUACAAUAAACAUUAUAAAUCUUGGGCUAUUGGUUUAAUGGCUGAAGAAAACAGUAUGGUUGGGUACUUUGAUUUGCAAAAGGAGAACACACAUGUUCUACUGAUAUGUGCUAUCCAGAAAAAUUACUUCAUUCUUAACCAGUAUGUCACAUUCUCAUGUUGUCUAAAGGGAAAAUUUUUAAGUAGCUUAUUAUUUAUUAUUUUUUCCCCAUUGCUAACUGUUGACAUCCAAACACCUGAAUGAAUACCAGUGGAGGCAUUUAUAUGCUAGUGUUUUAAGUAUUUAUUUGCAAAUAUUCAUAGAACUCUUGAAUUUUUUGAUGCAAGUUGCUAAAUCAGAUGUAAAGGUAAAAUAUAUAUUUAAUAAGGGAGAAGUAUUAUUUUAUUACUGAAAUUUAUUUCUAAAGCAAAUUUAUUUUGUAGGUAUUUCACUUGGGAAAUUUUGCUUUGCCUUAAAACACAAACAAAAUAAACCUGUCUUGUGAUCUGCUUACCUAAAAACCUUUAAUGUUUCCUUGCCAUGUAGGUGAAUUUUGAAAUUCUUCAAAAAUGUAUAUUUUUCACUUUCAUUUGGAUGAAACAAAAAUAGAGGUCAUAGACUUUGUAAAUCAGUGUGUGGUUUCCUGUGGAAUGUACUUUAUAAUUCAAUGUUUUAUUAGUAAAAAUUGCCAACAUUUUAUCUUCCCUCUUUCUCUUCUCAUUACACUUGAAUUUAGUUUCAUAUCUUUUCCAUUCCCAGUGGUCACAGUUUUACAGAGCAAGACAUUUUUAGAAAUUUAAGAUGUAUGAGUUCUAUGUAAGAUGAAUGUGUUAGUAGCAUCCAUCUGCUGAUCAAAUAGGCAUUGGAUCUGGUACCAGAAAGUGAAAUAGAUUAUAUCUAUAAAAGCAUUUUAUCAAUGUAAGUCAGAAAGAAGAAAACUGUGAACUUCUGAUAUUUUUAAUAUAAAAACUGUGUUCCCCAUGAGUAUUUGCUUGCUGAUUUUGUGUUAAUGUUAUCACCUAUGAUUUGUAAGCUAAUGCUGAUAUGACAUCUACAUUUUCAACAUGAAGACAACAGUUCCUGUAGCAUAUUUUUAACAUUUAAGACAUUUUUGAAAACAGAUGCCAUCUUAGAAGUUGUAUUUUUAAGUGCAAAUAAAACAUCCCAUCUUGAAAGUCAA
Molecule: messenger RNA, 9115 nt
Organism: Nyctereutes procyonoides (raccoon dog)
Lineage: Eukaryota; Metazoa; Chordata; Mammalia; Carnivora; Canidae
Gene: TTC39B
Product: tetratricopeptide repeat domain 39B
Exons: 20
Coding region: 1-2052 (683 amino acids)
Biological process (GO): regulation of cholesterol metabolic process; cholesterol homeostasis; regulation of cholesterol efflux
Molecular function (GO): protein binding
Source: RefSeq, a predicted model, not a curated record